AUGGGGACUAUGGAUUCUUUAACAAAGUUUAAUGCAAAUGGAACUGUCAUAUUAAAUCUGGGCAAUAAUCCAUUUUGUAGCCUCCCCAAUUGCAUCAAAGUGGAGCAGAAUUUGAAAGUAUUGUCGGUCAUUGAAUGUAAAGAGUGUAAAAGGCUUCAAUCACUUAUAGUGGAGCAGAAUUUGAAAGUAUUGUCGGUCAUUGAAUGUACAUUGUUGGAGAAAGUAACAUUUCAAUCAUUUUCAUCAUCAACCUUAGAAUUCAAGAACCAUCGUGAUGCAUAUAUAAAGUUGCAGAAUUUGCAAGAGUUUUACAACUCAAAAUGUAGAUCUUAUUCAGCUCCAUUAACCAUGCGAUAUAAUGACUCAUGGGAGAAUCAAUUUGUUAUGAUGGGGCAUAGCAGACCAUUACUAUUCUAUGAUAUGUGCGACAAUAUAGUUGAGGUCGUGGGCGCAUUUAAGUUAGAACCCAUAGGGAAUAUUGAUGUGGAGAUAAUGAAUAAUUUGGGCUUGCCCAACUUUGGAUCCAUGGGAAGCCCAACUGUUACGCUUUCAAAGAUGUACGCAGAGAAUCAAAAGAAGCUUCCCCUACAGGGAUGUCAUGAAGAACACAUGUUUUACGCUUAUCUUCCGGAAAGCAAGAUUCCAACUUGGUUUAAUAUUAAAAAUACAGGAUCUUCAAUAUCUUUUAAAGUGCCAUCGCAUUUCAGAAUUCAAGCCUUGAGUGUGUGUUCUAUUUAUGCACUUUCCAAUAAAUAUCUUGACCAUGAUUGUGAUGCACAUACUAUUAUCAAUAAUACAACCAAGAGUCUGAUUUGGAGCCAUUCCCCAAAUGUCAUUGGCAUUCCAGAAGCUGAUGAGGAUAUGAUGUUGUUAAGUUAUUGGAAGUUUGAAAAUCAGUUGAAAGGUGGGGAUGAACUGAAUAUUUCAGUGGUUGGAAGUGAAGAUUUUCAAGUGAAGGAGGUUGGAGUCCAUCUUGUGUACAAGGAGCAAGAAGAGAAGAGUAGCCAAUCAACUAGUGGAGCAGCAUCCCAAUUACAAUUCUCUCUCUAUGGAAAUGUCGUUCCUGGAAAUGCUUCUACAGUACAUCCGAUGAGCAAAAAAUUCUUCCGCCUCGGAUAUCAUUGGCCACAUUGUUGGAUUUGUGACAAUCUAUAACCUCAACCUUUGUGCACUAACUCGGCAAUUGGUUGCUU
Messenger RNA from Camellia sinensis, 1193 nucleotides. Lineage: Eukaryota; Viridiplantae; Streptophyta; Magnoliopsida; Ericales; Theaceae. The record is from RefSeq and is a predicted model, not a curated record.